This is a messenger RNA of Cucurbitaria berberidis CBS 394.84, 195 nucleotides long. RefSeq lists its product as uncharacterized. NCBI's taxonomy places the organism in Eukaryota, Fungi, Ascomycota, Dothideomycetes, Pleosporales, Cucurbitariaceae. The annotation marks the transcript as partial. The transcript is spliced from 2 exons. The record is from RefSeq and is a predicted model, not a curated record.
CCCCCUAUGUUUUUUUACAAUAUUAAACUAGAGUUAAGCUUAAUAGGGUUUUCUUUCCCUACUAAUUUAGCUAAGCCUGUUCCCUUAGCUGUAGUUUUGCUAAAUAAUAACAAGGUAUUUAGCUACUUUAAAAAAGUUAUAGUUAUUCCUACUAUUUACCUGCGCUUAGUCAAAUCUCUUCGCUUUAAUAUUUAA